AUGUUAAUCUGUUCAUAUCUACCUAUCUAUCUAUCUAAUUCUCUCUGUUCAUAUCUAUCGAUGUUAAUCUGUUCAUAUCUAUCUAUCUAUCUAUCUAUCUAUCUAUCUAAUUCUCUCUGUUCAUAUCUAUCGAUGUUAAUCUCUAUUUUAUUGAAUGAAUAUAUCUAUCUAUCUAUCUAUCUAAUUUUGUCUGUUCAAAUCUAUCCAUCUAUUAAUCUAAUUUUGUCUGUUCUGUCUAACUCUGUUACUUUGUUCAUAUCUAUCUAUCUAUCGAUCGAUCUAUAUAUCUGUCAAAUUUUGUCUGUUCUAUCUGUCUAUCUAUCUAUCUAUCGAAUUUUGUCUGUUUUAUCUAUCUCUUUGUUACUCUGUUCAUAUCUAUCUAUCUAUCUAUCGAUCGAUAUAUCUGUCAAAUUUUGUCUGUUCUAUCUGUCUCUCUAUCUAUCUAUCUAUCUAUCUAUCUAUCUAUCUAUCUAUCUAUCGAAUUUUGUCUGUUUUAUCUGUCUCUUUGUUACUCUGUUCAUAUCUAUCUAUCUAUCUAUCUAUCUAUCUAUCUAUCGAAUUUUGUCUGUUCAUAUCCAUCUAAUUCUCUCUGUUCAUGACUAUGUUACUAUCUAUCUAUCGAUCGAUCUAAUAUACUUGAUACAAUUUUUGUAUUCUCCCUCUACAGGGUCGCAUCUAGGGCUCUUAUCAGGAGAUAGAAAACUGAUGAUCAAUGACUUAGCAGAGAGGGUGGCGGCUAGCUAUUUUUCACUUACAUUUGAGCUGUAG
Acanthosepion pharaonis is the source of this 768-nucleotide messenger RNA. Lineage: Eukaryota; Metazoa; Mollusca; Cephalopoda; Sepiida; Sepiidae. The record is from the annotation of a GenBank genome assembly.